GUUUCACACGUUUUGCAACACUCUAACGCCUGGUGUUGUAAUUUUUCAUUUUGUCGCAAGGUGAAAUCGAAAAUGACGGUUUUUUAAUAGUGAAAAGUGCACUAAAAUCACCAAAUUGAUCAUCAAAUUGUAGCUAACAAGGGCGUUUCACUAUUCUGCAUAAAUGCACAUGGAAAAUUCAAACGUAAAUGCAUGAAAAACGUAAUUGAAAAUUUUUACUUUGUGUGGUGUAGCAGCACACACACGCACCCGCACACACACAUACACAUGGAGAUAAACGCAGCAAUGGCCUCGCACUCGUCGCACUCGCAUUCGCAGCAUAUAUAAAAGCUCAGUCUCAGUUGUUGUAUAUUGGAAGAAGGAGCGCACAAAGCAGAAGACGAGAAGAAAGAUUUCUGUGUCAUUGAACGAGGCGAUGAGGCGACGACGACCAGCAGCGGAGUAAAGCAAGAAGGCUAAUAACAAGGAGCAUCAAUAAAAAUAAAAGAAAGAAAAACCACGAAACCGAAUACAAAUACACACAUACAUAUAUAAGAACAGCUGCAGGUGCAUAACUCUUCCAAGGAUACUAACUCUACUGCUCUCUCCCUCUUUCACUUGCCCUUGUCUUCUGCUCGCACACACACACGUUACGAUCGAUACACGAACGCCGCCUGUGUAUUGAGAUUUUUUUAUUGUAUUGAACGCACAUAUCCGCAAAUACAAAUACAACGGCAAUUGCAAUUCAUUUACAAUUAGUGCUCAUUAAACAUUAUUCUCAGUGUGCAUAAGACUGUGUGUGCGUGUGUGUAGACGACUCUCCUUGGAAAGAGAGACGUCCGAACGAAAUACCAAGUGGAAAUUACUCUGGAAAUUGUGUCUACCUUUCAUGUGCGUGUGUGUGUGUGAGUUUAAUACAAACAGAAGCGUAUUCUGCGUGCGUGUGUGUGUAGAAAAUUAAAGCAACAACAACGACAACAUCGCAGUCGACAGUCCUAGGCAAGAUCACACACACAUACACCCUACUGCAACUUCACUAGCAGCAGCGAAGGAUUGAGGAAAAAUGGCCGCCACACGAACAACUGCAAUAACAGCUCGAAAAGUCACAGUUUUAUGACUCUAAAGUGAGAUUCACAGAGUGAGUGAGAGAGUGAGAGCGAGCGAGAGAGAGGAAGCAAGUCAAGUCAAGCUUGAGAGCGUAGUUCGUUGGCCCCUUGCAGAGUAAGCAAAGCAAGCAGCAUCAUCAUCAUCAUGGUGGACAACAGCGUGCAGUGUCCCGUGUGCACUUUGUACCUGCAUGCGGGCAUGAAUCUCUCGGAUCAUUUGGAGACACAUCCCAAGGAGCAGGUGAUCAAGGCAUUAGUGCAAAUGACAAUCGUUGGCAACAGCCCAAUGGGCAGUACUCUGGCAGCGGCAGCUGCACUCGCCACUGCCGGCAGUGGUGGCAGCAGCAGCAGCAAUACCAGUCAGCAGCAGCAGCAGACUGCGGUGGCAUCGUCAGACGGUUCCGCCUCCUCGGCAGCGCUCGAUGCUGAUGUGAAACCAGCUGUGGCACCAAUAGCAGCAGCUCCAGUGCCACCAACAGCUGUAGUAGCAGUAGCACCAACAACAGCAGCACCUGCAUUGCAAUGUGCGACAGCAGCAUCAACAGCAUUAAAAUCAACAGCACCGAAAGCUGCGUCAUUACUGGCAAAUGCAAUGGCCAGUAGCAGCAGUAGCAACGGCUCCUCUAGCAGCAACAGUAACAAUAACAAAUUGAGCAAUCCACCGAUUAAGGCAGUCAAAAGCGCGCCACCCUCGACUGAGGCGUCAGCCACCACAUCCAGCAACACACCCACCAUAAACAGCGUGGCCGCCGCCUAUCCGCCAUCGUUGACUUCUGAUUAUCGCUACGAUCAGCAACAUCAGCAGCAGCAACCACAACAACAACAGCCCCAACAGCAGCAACAUCAACAGACGACGCCAACAGCAACACUUCAUGGGUUUCCACGUGGUGCAACCACAAUGUUGGUGAUACCGCAGGCUGCAGCACAGCACCAGCAUCACUUCCUGGCCACGCAGCCCGCACAUUUUGCGCAUCAGCAGCAGCAACAGCAGUCACCUAUGAAGUACACGUAUGCAACCACCACGCUGCCACCGCCCCCACCACCGCUGCAGCUUUUUGCACAGCAGCCGACAACGUCACAGUCGCAUCAGAAGCCACCGCCCGCUUAUGGCGCCGCCAUCAGUCAAAUUCGAUCUCAGCACAACCAAAACAAGCAACAACAACAACUGCAGCAGCAUCAACAGCAACCGCAGCAGCAGCAACAGCAACAUAUAAGCGUACAACAUAAUGUAAACCUAGCACCACCGAGUGGGAAGCACAGCAAAACCCACACGGAGAUCUUUCUGAAUCCUCCGCCACCACCACCGCCACAGUCCGCAACGAUGCCGUCUUCAUCGUCGAGCUCCUGCGCCUCCUCCAGACUGCAACAUCCACAACAGCAUCAACAUCAACACCAGCAAUCACUUCAAAUUGGGAAUAGCAGUAUUGUGGCUAUCAACUGCUCCAGCGUCGCAUCGAACCUAAUGCCAACAUCGUCCAGUGGACGAGGCAGCAGUCGCCAAUCGACCAAUUCGCCAUUUGGUGCACUGCUUAAUGCAGCAGCGCAAGCUGCCAGCUCAUCGCCCGCCUCCUCCAGCGCUUCGGUGCUGCGUUACGCUGAAUCGCCGGUUGCUCACUAUUUGGAACGAGAGAAUGGUGAUUUUAUUGUGCAGGAGACGCCCAAACACAUUGUCGAAUGCGUCGAGAAAGAUGACGGCGAGUUUUCAGUAAUUGAGAGGAUAUAUCAGUCGCCACCCAGCGUCUUGCACAUACACGAUGAUGAUGAAGAAGAGGAGGAUCAGAGCUGGGCAAACAGCGAGGAUGACGACGUCAAGGUGGCGCAUAAUCAUGUCGAGGAUGGCGACGAUGAACGUGAGGACAGUCGCAGCCGAGUUGGUGGCAUUAAAACGACAACGAGAAAGUCACGCAAAACAAAAACCGGCAACAGAAUCCACAAACGUGCGUCUAAACAUCAGUUGGCUGCCGAAGAGGAGGAAGAGUUCAUGAGUGUCGGCAGCAGUGAGAACGAAGAGCUGGAGGAGGAGGAUCAGCAGCAUCACCAUCACCACCAUCAUCAGCAAUCGCCAUCUUCAGCUGCUGCGCAGGUGGCUUUAUCUUCGCCUCCGCAGCUUUGCACGGCCCCAUCGACUAGCAGCGGAACCUCUUCAGGGUCCUCCGGCAUUGUCAAUUCUACAUCCAGUGGCACCGUAAAGUCCAAAAAGAAUCGUGUUACUGUGCUAAGCGAUGUGCCGCUCAAUAUGAACGAAUAUUUGGAUCUAGUAGGCAAUAUUGUGGCUUCAAGUCGCAUCGGUGCCUCGCGUCCAUUUGUCGCUGUUGCGCCCCUCCCGCUGGUCAAGGUGGAAAAGGAGGAGCCGCUGGAUGACUACGACAGUGUUCCGAGUGAGAUACAAGCGAUGGAACAGAAGCCCAGCUUGGAAAAUGCCGCUGGCAGCAGUAGCAGCAGCAACAGCAGUAGCAACAAUGGACAUGGCACCACCAGCGUCAUACGCAUGGCGAGCACAAGCACCAGCAGCAGUAGUAGCAAUGUUCCGGCCGAUGAUCUCACACAGCCGCCGCCAAUGAAAGUUGAGGUGGAGCCAACGAUGCUGUUGCCGCAACGUUUCUCGGCACCGGCACAGCAGCGUGGUCCCAAAAAGUUAGUCAUCAAACCAAAGGCCACAACAACGGCAACGGCGACCACAACGUUGGCGGCAGCAGCGACGGCGACAGCGACGAAAAAGACUGAUAACAAUAACGCUGCCGGCAGCAGCAGCAGCAGAAGUAGCAACUGCGUCGAAUCUCUCAGCAUAUCAAAAACAUCGGCGGAAUUGGUACAGAUCAAGAGCGAGACUGUGGAACAACCAUCUACAUCGAGUGGUGGCAGCAUCUUAGAGAAACAUCUGACCACCAGCUACAGUGGGCAACAAUCACGCAAACACUCCGCAGUCAACGAUGACGAUGCACGCGUCCUUCUCGAGUUUGCCAACUCAAAACAGUUGCCCUUAGCGAGUGGCAGCAAUCCCACCACAUUCGUGGUGAAUGCAGCAAGCUUUGCGUCGGCCGGAUCUGUGUUUGCCAGCAACACGCAGCAGCCGCAGCAGAAGCCCGGUGAAGAAUACAUACUGCCUGAUGACAACAAAGUGGAAGUGGAUGAAAUUGUGAUAUCCUCCUCGUCUUCCUUUGCCUCCUCCACUCAACAGCAGCAGCAACAACAACAUCAACAGCAUCACCAGCAACCGCAUCAUCAACACGCAUCUGCGACAGUGCAGGCAGCGCAUUCGACAUUGCAGCAGACACAGCCGCCAAAUUUUAAUGAUUUCAACUUUUUGUACCACCAAAAUGCAACACCAACAACGGCAGCGACUUCCUCCAGCUUUGUACCCUUUGGUCUGCAGCAACAGCAACAUCAGCAGCCACCACAUGGUUCCAGUGAUGCGACCAAUGCAGCAACGCUUGCCUCAUCCUCCAGUAACUCAUCAGCAAUGGAUCACGACUCGUCCAUGAAUGCAUCGUUCCGCGUGGCCAAAACACAAUCAUCGCUAAAUGGCUGGUAUCAACCACAGCAGCAACAACAACAGGCGCAUCAUCAUCAUCACCAGCAGCAGCAACAACAGCAGCAACCACAGCCAACAACAUCUCAAAAUGUGGAGCAGUCAAGCAAUUUUAUUGCUGCUUUGGCGGCUGUCGAUUGUUGCAGUGUGGCGAUGGACAGUGAUGCGAGUGAUGCAAAGUAUUUGGAUCUGGACACAUGUAAGCGGGAACAGUUAAGCAAUAGCAACAGUCACUUGCCCUCUGCCUCAGCAUCCACAUCGACAACAUCAUCUUCAUUUGCGGCUGCUGCCACAGAGAGCAGCCUUGUUGGUGGAUUGGGUUUGAAUAUACGCACGGAUGAGAAGAUGCCUGCGAAAGGAGAAAUUUCCGAACAGGAGAGCAAUUGCGACAUUGAGAACUCUUGGAGUCAAUCGAUGUAUGGUGACAUAUCACAGCGGUACUUUAGAAGCCAAUUUGCGGAUGGUUACAAUCAACAGCUGACCGAUUGGCGUCAGGACUUUUAUCCUGCGCAGGAUCUCAGUGGCCAACAACAGCAGCGUGAACAGAAAAGAUUUGAUUUCAAUGCGGUGGCAUCCGAGUAUGCGCAGCCGGAUGAGCUGGACGCUUCCUCGAGCUCGGCACGAAGUAAUCAUUUGCUGGAUGCACAGCCCACUACCUCGACGUCAUCAUCGGCUUUGCUGGCUGGUCCACCAAUAGCCUCGACAUCUAGAGCUGCCGCCGAGGCAGAGGCAGUUGCAGCCGCCCUGCAGCGGAAGGGUCAACGUCGCAAGAUCUACAGAUGUCCACACUGUGUGGCAAUCUUCGAGAAGCUCAAGGAACGCAACGCCCAUAUGAUUGGAGAGCACAACUAUGUCCGGCAGAACCGUCGACUCAUCUGCACUCAGGCCAUGGUCAAUGGUGCUAUGCUGGCACAGCCCCAGGCUGAACACCAAGAGCAAGCCCAGCAGCAGCAACUGUUGCUGCAGCCAGGUGGCAGCGAUGCUCUUCACGAAGAUUCGAAGGAUGGUAUUGUAAAGAUUAAGCAGGAGCACUGUCAGGACAAACCUGAUUCAACUGACCAGCAGAUGCUUGAUCAAUUGGAAAUGCCCGAUGUUAAAGAUGCCGGUCUAUUAGGUGUUAAUAGUGAGAACGCUCGCGAUGCAGACGUAAAGCCUUCCACGACCGUAACAGAUCUGAAGCCGACUAUGCCACCGCUGAGUAUGACAACACCAGCUGCCAAAUUGGCAGCUAUUUAUCGCAUGCUUAUUUCCUACAAUGAGUCGAAGCUUGGGCAGGACCAUCAUAACCUCAGCGAGCUGGAACAAAAGGCCAUGGAGAAAUCCAUAUUUCUAUGCUACGUGUGCCGCACCGACUUCCCCUCGGUGAAGCUGUACGAUGCCCACUUAACUGAGCAUCCCGCCGAAUGCUUUACGUGUGGGAAAAAAUUCUAUCGUUGGAAGAAUUUCUCACUGCAUCUGAAGCGCCAUCUGGGCUGGAAGGAAUUCGGUUGCUAUGUCUGCGAUAAGAAAUUUGUGGUGCGCAGUGCUCUUGUGGAGCAUAUGCGCAUGCAUACCGGCCAAACUCCCUUGAAGUGCAAAAUAUGCGGCAAAAAGUUCAAACGUUAUUCCAACUUGACUCAACAUCGAAAGCGUCAUACCAAAAUGACAGUAAGGAAAAAGGAAUAUGUGUGUCAUUGUGGCGAGGUCUUGCCAUCAAAGGCACGCUUCUUGUGGCAUAAAGAAACGCACGACUUGAAACCAAAAUGCUGUCCGUAUUGCUGUGAUCGUUUUGUGCACGCCAAUUCAUUGCGUCGUCACAUUCGGCUAGCCCAUUCAGACAAAUUUGAUUAUGCUGAGCCCAUGGAAUGCCCCAUGUGCAAACAAAUAUUUGCGAAAACGUCCAUUAAGGCACACAUGGCAACGCACUCAACGGAUCCACAAUACGAUUGCGCCAUCUGCAAUAAGAGCUUCUCCACCAAAUGGAAUCUCAAGAUACAUUCGUGGGUGCACGCCAAUCGCACUGCCAAGCCGUUCAAGUGCGAGCACUGCCCCAAGGCCUUUGUACGCGAACUGGACUUUAAAAAUCACAUGAAUGCGCACAAACAGAUCAAGCCCUACACAUGUGAGUAUUGUGGUUGUAAGUUCAUACGGAAAUACAAUUAUAUGAGGCAUCGGCGAGAGCAUCAUGGCAACAAGAAGUUCACCUGCGAUCAGUGCGACAAGACUUUCCAUAGGCACUACUAUUUGAUAGAGCAUCGACGAAUUCACACGGGUGAGCGUCCUUUCCAUUGCACCAUCUGCGGUAAAAGCUCCACAACGAAGACCAAUCACAAUAAGCAUCUGAAGAUACAUCAUUCGCGAGAUCCCUUUACCGUGGAGGUCUAAGAGAAUCGGUGGAAAGGCGGAUGGACUAAUCAUACUAAAGUUUAAUACAUUAAUUAGCUAGCUAUUCAUGGCUCUUCUCAGUGUGUGUAAUGUGUGUCUGUGGUUAUAUAAAACGAAACAAAACAAACUAGUAUUACUUAUCGAACUAUUAUAUAAUUAUAUAUAUAAUACAAAAAUGCAAAAAUAUAUAUGUAUACUUUACAUAUGCGAAUGCCAAUUCUUGAUAAACAAAAAAAAAAACGAAGAAAAA
This is a messenger RNA of Drosophila nasuta, 7228 nucleotides long. Its product is annotated as pneumococcal serine-rich repeat protein. Lineage: Eukaryota; Metazoa; Arthropoda; Insecta; Diptera; Drosophilidae. Bases 1231 to 6978 code for a protein of 1915 amino acids. The transcript is spliced from 7 exons. The record is from RefSeq and is a predicted model, not a curated record.